Molecule: messenger RNA, 228 nt
Organism: Helobdella robusta
Lineage: Eukaryota; Metazoa; Annelida; Clitellata; Rhynchobdellida; Glossiphoniidae
Exons: 1
Source: RefSeq, a predicted model, not a curated record
AAAAAUUUAGAUGUUUUGUUUGAAUUUGAAAUGAAAUUUCAUAAACAUGUUUAUACAACAAUAAAUAAAUUUAACUCAAUUUUAGGCUUGAUUAAUAGGCACUUCAAAAAUUUAUUUAGAGAUUCUUUUGUUACACUUUCUAAAUCUUUAGUCAGGUCAAAGAUAGAGUAUGCGGCGUGUGUAUGGUCCCUAUGGUCAUGGACAGACAAACACACAAAUGCCAUUUGA